Oxyura jamaicensis (ruddy duck) is the source of this 494-nucleotide messenger RNA. RefSeq names its product ribosomal protein L22 (gene RPL22). Gene Ontology annotation, biological process: cytoplasmic translation. Lineage: Eukaryota; Metazoa; Chordata; Aves; Anseriformes; Anatidae. The transcript is spliced from 3 exons. Gene Ontology annotation, cellular component: ribosome. The annotation marks the transcript as partial. Gene Ontology annotation, molecular function: structural constituent of ribosome; RNA binding. The record is from RefSeq and is a predicted model, not a curated record.
CCUUUGUUCCCCCCGCCCCCCCUCCCCCCUGACGGUGUGCUCUCUCUCCCUGUGCCGCAGAAGAAGCCGGCAGCGAAAGGUGGCAAAAAAAAGAAGCAGGUGCUGAAGUUCACGCUGGACUGCACGCACCCCGUGGAGGACGGCAUCAUGGACGCUGCCAACUUCGAGCAGUUCUUGCAGGAGAGGAUCAAGGUGAAUGGGAAGGCCGGUAACCUGGGCGGGGGCGUAGUGACUAUCGAGAGGAGCAAGAGCAAGAUCACUGUUACUUCAGAGGUUCCCUUCUCAAAGAGGUACCUCAAGUACCUGACCAAGAAGUACCUGAAGAAGAACAACCUGCGCGACUGGCUGCGCGUGGUCGCCAACAGCAAGGAGAGCUAUGAACUGCGGUACUUCCAGAUCAACCAGGACGAGGAGGAGGAGGAGGAGGAGGACUAACCGCGCGGCCCCGGGAGCGUUUUGUACAUUUUCCUGAAUAAAUUGUGGGGAAAAAAAAA